AGCCUUCUUUCCCAACGUUAUCAUAUAUUCCCCCCUCCUACUUGCAAUUUCUCUAGCAAAUACACUAUCAAGAGAGAGAGAAAAGAGAGACAUUUUGUGACGAAAAAAAAAAAAAAAGGAAAAGGACUAAAGUUGGAUGGUUGUAGGGUUUUGCACGUAAAAGCUCGUGUUUAAUCAUCAUAAUGACUAGCAUUAUGGGCACAGAGGAUGAUAAGUAUAGCACGAUUAACUUCGAAGAGACGGAGUUGCGUUUAGGGUUGCCCGGCGCCAACGGAAACGACGGUGAAACUACCAAAAACAACGGAAAACGAGGGUUCUCGGAGACCGUUAAUUUGAAGCUUAACCUUUCAUCAAAGGAGACUGUAGCCGAGGAUUCCGAGAAGAUGAAGGAGAAGAGCUCAACUGACCCUGCAAAGCCACCUGCCAAGGCACAAGUGGUGGGAUGGCCACCAGUCAGGUCAUUCCGGAAGAACAUCAUGGCCGUCCAAAAAGCCAGUUCCGAGGAGGAAGGUGGCAGCAAGAAGGCCGGAAACAGUGCAGCCGCCACUACUACCACCACGGCUGCGGCGUUUGUUAAGGUCAGCAUGGACGGUGCACCUUAUCUACGCAAAGUGGACUUGAAACUAUACAAGAGUUACCAACAACUCUCUGAUGCCUUGAGCAAAAUGUUCAGCUCCUUCACUAUUGGUAACUGUGGGUCUCAUGGAAUGAAAGAUUUCAUGAAUGAGAGCAAAUUGAUAGACCUUUUGAAUGGUUCUGAGUAUGUUCCUACUUAUGAAGACAAAGAUGGAGAUUGGAUGCUUGUUGGAGAUGUUCCAUGGGAGAUGUUUGUUGAUUCGUGCAAACGCUUACGAAUUAUGAAGGGAUCUGAGGCAAUUGGACUUGCACCAAGAGCAGUAGAGAAGUGCAAGAACAGAAGCUAAGGUAGGUUUAGAAACAACCAUCCCAAUUAAAAUCAAGCCAGUAUGUGAAACCAGUUGAAUCGAGAACCGAGAUCGAGUAGAGGGUCUGAAUGUGUUGAUGAAGAAGAAGAAAUAUUAAUAAAAGUUAGUAGGGAUAUGUUUUGAUAUUUAUUAAGGGACAAGAAAUCAAAUAAUAGAAAAUUCAUAAAGUUUACGUUCAA
Molecule: messenger RNA, 1123 nt
Organism: Gossypium raimondii (Peruvian cotton)
Lineage: Eukaryota; Viridiplantae; Streptophyta; Magnoliopsida; Malvales; Malvaceae
Product: auxin-responsive protein IAA16
Exons: 5
Coding region: 183-923 (246 amino acids)
Biological process (GO): regulation of DNA-templated transcription
Cellular component (GO): nucleus
Molecular function (GO): protein binding
Source: RefSeq, a predicted model, not a curated record